AUGUCAGGUACACCGAGCACACCUAGUGUCAACUCCGCUGUCGACCAAAAAGAUAGAGCACCAGUUGUCGACGACAAGUCUUCAGCUUCAGACUCAAAGCAUGUUGCCUCCGGAGAGGUCUGGGCUGUUGGUGCUUCAGCACAGUUAUAUGAGCCGAUUCCCGAAUAUGAAGGCCGACACCGAUACGACCCAACGGCAGAAUGGUCCGAGAAAGAGGAGAAGAAGCUUGUGAGAAGGCUUGACUACAAGAUUUGCAGCUGGGUCUGCUUGAUGUUUUUCGCACUCCAACUGGACCGCGGCAACAUCACCCAGGCGAACUCUGACAAUAUGCUCGCUGAUCUCGGUCUCUCGACUGACCAGUACAACUACGGCAUGACAAUAUUUUACCUUUGCUUUCUCUGCGCCGAGCUUCCGUCGCAAAUGCUUUCAAAGAAGCUGGGUCCGGAUGUGUGGAUUCCCAUUCAGAUGGUCUCCUGGAGUACCGUCGCCAUCUGUCAGUGCGCUAUCAAGGACGCGACGGGCUUCUACGUGACGCGAGCUCUUCUCGGAUUGAUCGAGGGAGGUUUCAUUCCCGAUGCGAUCUUGUACUUGUCCUACUUUUACACGAGCAAGGAGCUGCCCAUUCGACUCAGCUACUUCUACUGCGCUUCUAACGCCACGCAAGUUGUUGCCGCAUUCCUUGCAUUCGGCAUCCUGCAUCUACGUGGCGUUGGUGGAUGGGAAGGCUGGCGAUGGUUGUUCGCACUUGAAGGUGCUCUAACGGCCAUCAUCGGUGUCUUAUCGUGGUUCUAUCUGCCGCCGAGUCCGACGCAAACUGCAAGUUGGUUCCGUGGGAAGGACGGCUGGUUUUCUGAGCGAGAGGAAGUCAUUAUGGUCAAUCGCAUUCUCAGAGAUGACCCAAGCAAGGGUGGAAUGCACAACCGCCAGGGCUUGACACUGAAGCUGUUAUGGUCCGCGCUAUGUGACUUCGACCUUUGGCCCAUCUACCUUUACGGCAUGACAUUGCUCAUCCCCGUACAGCCGGUUACUGCUUAUCUCACUCUCAACCUUCGGGCUCUCGGCUUCGAUACUUUCCAGACCAACCUGCUCACCGUUCCGGCCUACGUUCUGUUCUUGAUCCAGCUGGUGGGGUGGACGAGGUUCUCGGAACGAUUCAACAACCGCAUGCUCACAGUCUUCCUGUACUCUGUUUGGGUGUUUCCUCUCCUUUUGGCGUUGGAGUUGCUCCCCAGCAAUUCCAGCGCCUGGAGCUGGUAUGCAGUGACUGCUUUGACAAUCGGAUACCCAUAUGUUCACUCUAUUCUGGUUGCUCUGACAUCUCGCAAUGCGGGCACCGUCCGCACUCGUACUGUCGGCAGUGCUGUCUACAACAUGACGGUACAAGCUAGCAGCAUCAUUGCUUCGAAUAUUUACCGUAAAGACGACGCACCUCUGUACCGCCGUGGAAACAAGGUACUACUUGGCAUCAUUGCCUGGAAUGCAGUAUUCGCCUGGAUAAUUAAGGCUUACUACAUGUGGAGGAACAAGAAACGCGAAGAGAUUUGGGGCAGAAUGAGUCAACAAGAGAAAGACACCUACCUGGCAACGACCACGGAUGAAGGAAGCAAACGACUGGAUUUCCGUUUCGCGCAUUAA
Messenger RNA from Colletotrichum karsti, 1635 nucleotides. RefSeq lists its product as uncharacterized. Gene Ontology annotation, biological process: transmembrane transport. The transcript is spliced from 5 exons. NCBI's taxonomy places the organism in Eukaryota, Fungi, Ascomycota, Sordariomycetes, Glomerellales, Glomerellaceae. Gene Ontology annotation, molecular function: sulfate transmembrane transporter activity. Gene Ontology annotation, cellular component: membrane. Bases 1 to 1635 code for a protein of 544 amino acids. The record is from RefSeq and is a predicted model, not a curated record.